Molecule: messenger RNA, 1428 nt
Organism: Tetrahymena thermophila SB210
Lineage: Eukaryota; Ciliophora; Oligohymenophorea; Hymenostomatida; Tetrahymenidae
Product: targeting protein for Xklp2 protein
Exons: 6
Biological process (GO): activation of protein kinase activity; regulation of mitotic spindle organization
Cellular component (GO): spindle; microtubule
Source: RefSeq, a predicted model, not a curated record
AUGGAUCUAUCUGACAAAAAUAAUUUAUUCGACUAUUUGAGUAAAGAAGAGCAUAUUAAUCCUCAAAAGCGUUUAUUUGGCGAUGAUGAUGAGGAUGAUGUUGAUAAAGAAAAUAAAUUUAAGUUUUCUAAAUUAAAAGAUGAAAGCGGCUAGUUAGUUAACUUCUAAGUAGAAAAGGAGCAGAACUAAUCGCUAUGUGGUAGCAAUUUAAGCGAUACUAAAUCAUUUUAUAGAGCAAAUGGUUUUAGUAAAAUAGAAAUUGCUUCUGAAAUAACUAGUAGCUUGCCUAGAGAUUAAUUAUUGAAAGACUGGUAAGAAAAGAAGAGUGUAGAAAAGAGUGGUAGCAAGAGUAAUGUAUUUUCAGAGAGAAAGAAUAAUCUUUUAAGCUCUGUUGAAAAGUAGAAGCCUGAGUAUUUAAGUCAAGCUCAGCUAAUUGAAAAAUAUUUUAACUCUAGAGUUGGAUAUGGUGACGGUAAGGUAUCUGCUCCUGUCAAAACAACAACUAAACCUCAAUCCCCUAAAUUCUAAACAACUCAAAGAUCCAUAAUUCAUUCUUUAAGAAAUAAGUAAAUGGAAGAAAUGGAGUCAAUGAAUAAUAGCAAAAAUUCUGCAAAGAAAAUUGAUCCAAAGAAUUUUUUUUUAGAAACAGAAAAGAGAGCAAGAUCUCGUCCAUAAACUCCAAUCAAAGAAGAUGAAGAGUUUGUCUUUAAAGCCCGCCCUAAACCAGAUGAUUCAUUAAAGUUUGAAAUUAAGAAGGUCGAAAGAAAUCCUAUUUAGUUCACAGAAUUUCGUCUAAAUACUGAGCAAAGAGGACGCUCUAAGGAAUAACAAUUGCAAUUGAAACUUGAAAAUGAAAAGAAGUAAGAAGAAUUGUAGAGACAUUUCCAUGCUUAGGAGAUUCCUGAUUAUAGUGAAUUGUCAUAAAAAUAUGCUAACUAUAGUUGCGGAUCUCCAAAACCUACUCUUCCUAUGGAGUUUAAAUUUGAAACUGAAAAAAGAUCUGAAUUUGCACAAAAAAGAUCUUAAUUUAGCUAAUCUGCUGAGAAAUAUGAAUUCAAAGCUAGAAAGGUUCCUGAUUUUUCAAAGAUUAGAUCACCCAAUAAACCCUCUCCUAAAAAAGCCACAGUUCCUGUAGAAAUAAAGUUGUAGUCAACCUUGAGAGCAGAAGAGAGAAAACUUUUUGAUGAAAAAGUAGAAUUCAAAAUGCAACAAGAAAUGAAAGAAUAUAUUGAUGAAAAUUAAAAAGCCAAAGAAGAUGAAGAAGAAGAGGCUUUAAGAAAAUAAGCACAAUUUAAGGCUUAGCCAGUAAGAAAAUAUAGAUAAGUAGAAAUACAUAAAAGUGAAAUACCUUUGACCCAACCUUAAUCUCCUAAAUUUAGAACAGAUUAAAGAUUGCGUAGCACUGAAAAAUCAUAAGAAUUUUUAUGA